ACUUAAUUCCUAGCAAGGACACAAUUUAGUUGGAAUGAUUGAACUUCAUUUGAGACUCCAAUCGACUUCUAUUAUUCCACGAUGUCGAGUAAAACAAUAGCUUAUUUCUACGAUGCAGAUGUCGGGAAUUUUCACUAUGGUCCUGGUCAUCCGAUGAAACCACACAGAUUAGCACUCACACACAAUCUAGUACUCAACUAUGGGCUCUACAAGAAAAUGCAGAUUUACAGACCAUACAGGGCCACAGCUCACGACAUGUGCAGAUUCCAUUCAGAUGACUACAUCGACUUUCUACAAAGAGUGACACCUCAGAACAUCCAGAACUUCACCAAGAGUUUAAGUCAUUUCAACGUCGGUGACGACUGUCCAGUGUUUCCAGGUCUCUUUGACUUCUGUUCAAUGUACACUGGGGCAUCCUUAGAAGCAGCAACCAAACUGAACAACAAUCUAUGUGACAUUGCAGUAAACUGGGCAGGAGGUCUUCAUCAUGCAAAGAAGUUUGAGGCUUCCGGGUUCUGCUAUGUCAAUGAUAUUGUCAUUGCUAUUCUAGAAAUUCUCAAGUACCAUCCUAGAGUGCUGUACAUUGAUAUAGACAUCCAUCAUGGAGAUGGUGUUCAGGAAGCAUUCUACCUCACAGACAGGGUCAUGACAGUAUCAUUCCACAAAUAUGGCAAUCACUUCUUUCCAGGCACAGGUGACAUGUAUGAGGUGGGCUUAGAGAACGGGCGUUACUACUCCAUCAACGUUCCCCUCAAGGAUGGCAUAGAUGAUCUCAUGUACUCUGGUCUCUUCAAACCAGUUAUACAAAGUGUCAUGGAGUUCUAUAGACCUACGUGUAUAGUCCUACAGUGUGGAGCAGACUCUUUAGGUUGUGACAGAUUAGGGUGCUUCAGUCUCAGUAUCAAAGGCCAUGGGGAAUGCGUAGAGUAUGUCAAACAAUUCAAUGUACCCCUACUAGUGAUGGGUGGGGGCGGUUACACGGUCAGGAAUGUAGCAAGGUGUUGGACAUAUGAAACAUCGUUAUUACUCAAUGAUGAGAUCAGCAAUGAGCUUCCUUACAAUGAUUACUUUGAGUACUUUGCUCCAGAUUUCACAUUGCAUCCAGACACCACAACUAGAAUAGAAAAUCUCAACACCAAAGCAUACAUUGACCAAGUGAGGCAACAAGUCCAGGACAAUCUCAAGUGUAUAGCCCACGCACCUAGUGUACAGAUGCAGGAUGUUCCUCCAGAUAUCCUCAGUCUAGAGAAUGUUGAAGAACAAGACCCCGAUGUUAGGAACAGUACCAAGGAACAAGAUGAGAGGAUUGAGCCAGCAAACGAGUUCUAUGAUGGAGAGAAAGACCAAGAUAAGGAGGAUGGUGUUGUGUUAGAUGUAUAACAAACGUUGCAUUCACUGAUGAUUAAUGUGAAUGCACUCCUAUUCAGUCAAUGAGAAGGGGAGUUCACAUAUGUAUUCAAGCACCACAUGCGUAUUUCCUGGUCAUCAAUGUAUUGUUGUUUGCCGUGAAUGGCUUGUCUGAGCUACUACCUGAUGUAGCAACGUAGUGUUAUGUUGGGUUGCCAUGUGUUUGGAUUUGAACUUGACCUUUACAGUUUCAUCUCUCUAAUUGAUUUAAUAUUCCAUGUUAUACAACUCCCAAGAAUGUUAUGUAAUCUGAUUGGUCCAAAUUGGAUCACUUGAUAUUGCGUGAAUUGCACUAUUGCAUCCAAAAUGCACUAUCCUGCACUCUGACAUCAUACCAAAAGCACUAUCCUGCACUCUGACAUCAGAGUGGGGGAUUGUAUAAAACAAACAAUGCAUGCAUUCUUGUGCAUAGAGGAUCUAAACAAUGAACUUUGUGCUCAACUCGCCAAAUGGAUAUGCCGCACUCGGUCCUGCCGCUCCUGCGGACGUCGUUGCGGUAUAUCCAUUGGCUCUCCUUGCACAUCGUUCAUUAUUUGGCCCUGCAUGCACGCGCUUAUGUGCAUUAUUUUUAUAGUGACACUCUCAUGCAAAUUGUUGAGAUGGUGUAAUGAGCUGUGGUUCAGAUGAUAACUAUUUUUAAUAAUACUUAAUAAUUUGCAAUAUUGAUAUAGCACUUAAUAUAAUUUUUCCUUGAGCAUGGCUACCCUGAUAUAGGUACCCAAGCAUUCAAG
This is a messenger RNA of Lytechinus variegatus (green sea urchin), 2138 nucleotides long. Its product is annotated as histone deacetylase 3-like. Lineage: Eukaryota; Metazoa; Echinodermata; Echinoidea; Temnopleuroida; Toxopneustidae. Gene Ontology annotation, molecular function: histone deacetylase activity. The record is from RefSeq and is a predicted model, not a curated record. Bases 82 to 1380 code for a protein of 432 amino acids. The transcript is spliced from 11 exons.